ACGAUAGCGCAGUACAUAUGUAUAAAAUGAUUUGAGAAAUUAAGAAGCAUGAGCGAUGUGUGAUAACAAAUAUACGCACAAUAAUCUGACGCUGAAAUUAGCAACGAGCAACCCAGACAACAGCCGGAUUUGAGUAAGCAAUAACAACAACACGACUGAGAUAUAAACGACACGUCAACAUAGCGGCCUGAAAAUGUAUUGCCUGCAGUGUUUACUACCCGUCUUACUCAUACCAAAGCCCACAAAUCCAGCGCUGAUGGAGACGCACGUCAUGUUCAUAGUACUCUAUUUGAUAGGCUUCUUCCUGGAACGAAAGCCAUGUACAAUCUGUAGCCUAGUAUUUCUCACUGCCGUCUCACUCAUCUGCUACAGCGGCGUCGGCAACUGCAUAUUCUGGGGCAGCUGCGAGGGUCAUCAUUGUGAGAAUGGCUAGAUGCCGUGCCCAAAUUCAGAGCAAACAGUCAACGAAGUCGAGGCGGAAUGCAGGAGUGCUAAUUAAUUAAAAUUUGUUCGCGUUUGCUACAGCUUUACAAUACAUACAAUUUGCAUAAACAAACAAACAAUCAGUGAUAAAAGUGAGUGAGUCUACAAAAGAGAAGAGGAGAACGUACAUGAAUGUUUGUCAACAAACAACAAACUCUAUUUAUCUGCCCGCCCCACAAGGAAAGCCAA
This is a messenger RNA of Drosophila arizonae, 672 nucleotides long. It is a transcript of the gene bc10, whose product is annotated as BLCAP apoptosis inducing factor bc10. The record is from RefSeq and is a predicted model, not a curated record. NCBI's taxonomy places the organism in Eukaryota, Metazoa, Arthropoda, Insecta, Diptera, Drosophilidae.